GUCAAAUUUUUACGAGUUUUUUUUUUUAAAUUUUUAAAAAAUGGUUGGCUCUAAGUAUUUUACAACUACAAAAAAAGGUGAAAUUUAUGAACUUAAAGAUGAUCUAAACAGCGAUAACAAAAAAACUAGAACGGAAGCUGUGAAAAAGGUUAUUGCAAACAUGACCGUUGGCAAAGAUGUUUCAUCUUUAUUUCCAGAUGUGGUUAACUGCUUGCAAACGGAAGAUUUAGUUUUAAAAAAGUUAGUAUACUUAUAUUUGCUGAAUCACGCUAAAACACAACCAGACUUGGCUUUGUUGGCUGUGAAUACUUUUCAAAAGGAUUCUGAUGAUAGUAAUCCGCUUAUACGUGCUCUUGCCAUUCGGACUAUGAGUUGCAUUCGCGUUGAUAAAAUUUCCGAGUAUUUGUGCAAUCCGUUAAGAAAAUGCUUAAAGGAUGAGGAUCCUUAUGUUAGAAAGACUGCAGCAAUUUGCGUUGCAAAAUUAUAUAAUAUAAAUCCUCAGCUUGUGGAAGAUCAAGGAUUUCUUAUAACGCUUAGAGAAUUCUUAAGCGAUUCCAAUCCAGUGGUUGUCGCUAAUUCUGUUGCUGCGCUUUGCGAAAUCAACGCGGUUUCUGAAGAAGACGUGGUUCUGCUAAACUCUGGAACUUUAUAUAAACUUCUGGCAGCUCUCAAUGAGUGCACGGAAUGGGGCCAAAUAUUUAUUCUUGACUGUCUCGCGACUAUCGAACCGAAGAAUUCUCGCGAGGCUGAAGGUAUAUGCCAGCGGGUCCUCCCUCGCCUCCAGCACGCAAACCCCGCAGUAGUCCUCUCCGCUGUAAAAGUUGUGCUAAAGUUCGUCGACUUUAUAAGUGAUGAUGAAUUUUUGAAUGCGCUGAACAAAAAACUUUCACCUCCUUUAGUCACACUUUUGUCUUCCGAAGCCGAAGUGCAGUACGUUGCGCUUUGCAAUAUAAAUAUAAUCAUACAAAAGUUUCCUUCUAUUCUUCAGCGGGAAAUAAAAUCUUUUUUCGUGAAAUAUAACGAUCCACCCUAUGUGAAAUUGGAAAAGCUUAAAAUAAUGAUGCUAUUGGCUUCGGAGUAUAACGUGGCGCAGAUUUUAUCUGAACUGAAAGAAUAUUCAACGGAAGUGGACGUCGACUUUGUGCGGAAAGCCGUAAAUUCUAUUGGUCAGUGCGCUAUAAAAAUAGAAAGUUGUGCGGAAAGAUGCGUCGAGGCGCUUAUGGAGUUGAUACAAACAAAGGUAAGUUAUAUCGUUCAGGAGGCUGUCAUAGUUAUAAAAGAUAUUCUUCGUAAAUAUCCGAACCAAUACGAGCGCGUUAUUCCUAAAAUUUGUGGUUAUUUGGAUGCCCUUGACGACAUUGAUGCUAAAACUUCAAUAAUUUGGAUCAUUGGUGAGUACCCGCAGCGAGUAGAAAACGCGGACGAGCUGUUGAGUUCGUUUCUCGAUAGUUUUGUAGAGGAACCCGCACAGGUUCAACUUCAGUUACUUUCUGCGACUGUUAAACUUUUUCUGAAUAAACCACAAACCACACAGUCCCUCCUCCAAAGAGUUUUGGAAUUAUCCACCAAUGCGGAUAAUCCGGACUUGAGGGACCGCGCGUAUAUUUACUGGCGGCUUUUAUCGGCCGAUCCAAACGCUGCACGCGCUGUUGUUCUAAAGGAAAAGCCUUCUAUAUCUCCUCAAUACAAUUUUAUUGAGCCUUCAUUACUUGAUGAACUUAUAAGAAAUAUUGGAACGCUUUCUUCCGUUUACCAGAAACCCGCGAGUGCCUUCUACAGCGGCAGAAUUACGGGAUUUUCUUAUAAACGUCUUUCUCCAUCCGAAAUUGAAAAUUCUCCGAUGGAUGAUACUUCCGCAGUAAGCGCUCCAACUUUAAUUGAGGAUUUGAUGAAUUUCAGUAUAAACAAUUACAACGAAUCCUCGGAAGCGUCUUUUAAAUAUAACGACGAUCCUUCUGAAGAGAUCCCUGCAGGUACCGAACUUUCCGGCUCAACGGAAAGAACACAGAAAGACUUGAAUUUUUUAUUUGAGUUAUAA
Messenger RNA from Zophobas morio, 2038 nucleotides. Its product is annotated as AP-1 complex subunit beta-1-like. Gene Ontology annotation, molecular function: clathrin binding. The record is from RefSeq and is a predicted model, not a curated record. Gene Ontology annotation, biological process: vesicle-mediated transport; intracellular protein transport. Gene Ontology annotation, cellular component: membrane coat. The transcript has 19 exons. NCBI's taxonomy places the organism in Eukaryota, Metazoa, Arthropoda, Insecta, Coleoptera, Tenebrionidae. Bases 41 to 2038 code for a protein of 665 amino acids.